This is a messenger RNA of Psylliodes chrysocephalus, 376 nucleotides long. NCBI's taxonomy places the organism in Eukaryota, Metazoa, Arthropoda, Insecta, Coleoptera, Chrysomelidae. The record is from the annotation of a GenBank genome assembly.
UUUAAAAAUGAGCAGAUUUGGGAUAAAUUCCAUCGAAUUAAUCAAUAGAAAAAUUGAUGAAAAUGUACCGAAAAAUACAAAGAAAUCGAAGGAGUACGUUUGGAAGCAAUUUACUAGUUUUUGCGAUGAACGAGAAUACGUAUUAGAAGAAGAAAUGCCUGUUGAGAGACUAGCUCUUAUAUUAAAGGACUGGAGCUUCAACAUGAGAAAAAUUGAUGGUUCUGAUUACAAGGAAUGUGUCGUAAAGACGACCUGGAAUACGAGUGCUAAAUUAUUGCAAGAAACAUAUAAUGAAUAUUCACGGAAUUUCGACCCAUUUAAAGAUAUAUUUUUUAAUCGGCAAAAAAUUGAGAGAUAUUUAAGUACGUUAUGUUAA